GUUUAAUUAUAUUCCUCAAUUUCUGGGCGCGCGCAUAUUUAUAGACAGGUGCAAAAAAUUGUAGGCAGACACGGGAAAACGAUUAAUUGAUCAGUGAUCGAUAUUUAAAGUACCCCUAAAAAUUAUGUUUAGCCUCGGACGUGUAUCAAUUCAGGGUUUAAUUGUAUGGAUUUUUCAAAUGUAUGAUGCUUUAAUUCCAUGACGAAGUCAUUAAAUAGAUUAUAGGCUUUGUCUCGAUCUUUAAAAUACAUAAUAUGACCCGGAUUUGCUUAAUUGUGGGUGGGAAAAGCUAGGAAACUGCUGUCCAGCUACAGAAUUGUGAUACGAGAGUACUUAUAUAUAGCCAUCUGUGAAAGUAAAUCAAAACAAACAAAAAGUUGACCUGUCAGCCUGUUAAAUUUAUUGGUCGCCCGCAUGUGUGUGUGAUUCAAAACAAUUAAAUGCCUCAUUAAUCCCACCUUGAAGAAGUACAUAAAUUAAACUGUAACUAAAAGGGAUCUACAACAGGAAGAACAUAAAAGUUUAUAUAAACAUGCCUAGCUGUUCUUACAAUUUAAACUACUUUUGUGAUGUUAAAUUUAGAGCAGUGCAUUUGAAAAUACAUGAAAAAAUGAAAGUGAAAAGAUAACAGCUAAGAAGAAAAAUAUGCAUGAUAUCUAAUUAAGUAAUAAAUAAGAGGAGAAGCACUGACUUUAGUAGAUGCCAGUGGAAGAAGCAUCUUUAAACCUGACUUUAAUGUUAGUAACAUUAAAACAAAGCAAUCAUUCUCUUCUAGGACAUAGGCAAAGAAUACUGGACUCAAAUAAAACAAGUGUUCACAAGAUUUUGUAAUUCAUAAUCAAAAGCAUUUACUUAAAAAUAUAUAUCCAGACUUUUUAAUCAUGCAGAGAAAACUAUGGUAGACUUCCAAUCCAAGCAACGAGUUCACUGGUUUGGUUACAAGGCUACUGUGUUUCCUGAACCAUCUUGUUCAUACCGUGAGCAGUAUCAUGUGCAAGAUCGUAAAACCUUUCCGGCUCACAUCAAUCUUGCAGUCCAUGACUGUCGAGCAGAGGUGGUUCAAGACUUAAAUGCACCGACUGAGUGGGAAGCAUGUCUCCUAUUACCUGGUCUACGUGCCACUUAUUGUGAUGUUUUCGACUCCCAUGAUAAGAAAGGAAGCAAUACACCUACAGAUCAAAAGGAAGAUAAACUUUUGUACAAGCUGGGUGCCAAGGGAUCGAAAAAUGGAGAGUUCAACUAUCCUCGUGGUCUUUGUACAACUGUGGAGGGUGACAUUGUUGUGGCAGACAGCAAGAAUCAUAGGGUACAAGUGCUGAGCGGAUAUGGUGUUUUCAAGUUUGCUUUUGGUCAGCACGGGACAGACAUAGGAAAGUUUGAUGAACCAACUGGCGUCACUGAACUCCCAGAUAGGAACCUUGCUGUUGCUGACCGUAAAAACAGAAGAGUACAGGUUUUUUCAGAAAAAGGCAAGUUCUGCUACACUUUUUCUACAAUGAAUGAACCUUAUGAUAUUGCCGCUGAUCACUGUGACAUCAUAGCAGUUGCUUCUGUCACUCGUUUGGUUGAAAUAUACCAAGCACGAGACUGCACUCUUGUAUCUCACUUUCUUGUGCCUGUAAUUUCAGGCUGCAGGCAAAAUGGUAACUGCCCUUACACAUUGGCCUGCUUGAGCAGAAAAUUGUAGUCAGUGAUUCUGCUGAUUGUCAUAUAAAGUUUUUCAAUAUUAAAGGGGAGUUUCUCCAUCAGUUUCAGCCAGCAGCAUUUAAAGAUAGCUUAUAUGUUGCACCGGGGGGAUUGUGUGUGAACUCUCUUGAUUGC
This is a messenger RNA of Pomacea canaliculata, 1821 nucleotides long. RefSeq names its product B-box type zinc finger protein ncl-1-like. Gene Ontology annotation, biological process: proteasome-mediated ubiquitin-dependent protein catabolic process; protein polyubiquitination. The coding region runs from base 896 to 1687 and encodes 263 amino acids. The transcript has 4 exons. Lineage: Eukaryota; Metazoa; Mollusca; Gastropoda; Architaenioglossa; Ampullariidae. Gene Ontology annotation, molecular function: ubiquitin protein ligase activity; protein binding. The record is from RefSeq and is a predicted model, not a curated record.